Messenger RNA from Suncus etruscus (white-toothed pygmy shrew), 1198 nucleotides. It is a transcript of the gene JMJD7, whose product is annotated as jumonji domain containing 7. The transcript is spliced from 8 exons. Lineage: Eukaryota; Metazoa; Chordata; Mammalia; Eulipotyphla; Soricidae. Gene Ontology annotation, molecular function: 2-oxoglutarate-dependent dioxygenase activity. The record is from RefSeq and is a predicted model, not a curated record. Bases 1 to 963 code for a protein of 320 amino acids.
AUGGCGGAGGCGGCCCUGGACGCGGUGCGGCGGGAGUUACGAGGCUUCCCGGCCGCGGCGCGGGAACUCAGCGUGCCCCUGGAGGUGCCCUACCUGGACGAGCCCCCGACCCCCCUUAGCUUCUACAGAGACUGGGUGUGCCCCAACAGACCUUGCAUCAUUCGUGGCGCUCUGGAGCACUGGCCGGCUCUGCAGAAGUGGUCGCUCCCCUACCUCAGAGCCACGGUGGGCUCCACGGAGGUGAGCGUGGCUGUGACCCCAGAUGGCUACGCAGAUGCUGUGCGCGGAGGCCGGUUUGUGAUGCCUGCCGAGCUGCGCCUGCCCCUGGGCCUCGUGCUGGAUGUGCUGGAGGGCCGUGCCCAGCAUCCGGGGGUCCUCUACGUGCAGAAGCAAUGCUCCAACCUGUCCACCGAGCUGCCCCAGCUGCUCCCUGACCUGGAGCCCCAUGUGCCCUGGGCUUCUGAAGCACUGGGAAAAAUGCCUGAUGCUGUGAACUUCUGGUUGGGGGAAGCGGCUGCAGUGACCUCCUUGCAUAAGGAUCACUACGAGAACCUGUACUGCGUGGUGUCAGGAGAGAAGCGCUUCCUCUUGCAUCCCCCCAGUGACCGGCCUUUCAUCCCCUAUGAGCUGUACCCGCCAGCCACCUACCGGCUAACUGCUGAUGGGAGCUUCCAGGUGGUCGAGGAGACAGCUGCUGACAAGGUGCCCUGGAUCCCCCUGGACCCUUUGGCUCCGGAUCUGGCCCGGUAUCCCAGUUACAGCCAGGCGCAGGCCCUCUGCUGCACGGUGCGGGCCGGGGAGAUGCUCUACCUGCCAGCACUAUGGUUCCACCAUGUGCAACAAUCCCAAGGCUGCAUCGCCGUGAACUACUGGUAUGACAUGGAGUACGACCUCAGGUACAGCUAUUUCCAGCUGCUGGAUUCCCUCACCAAGGCCUCAGGCCUGGAGCAAGAGGCCCGGUGACAGGUGCUGGGAAGCACAUUUCGGCGGCCUGACUGGAAUGGUCCUUGGAGGACUUUGGGAGUGUCUGGAGGCCCGGAGGUGCCAGGCUGGUCUGGGUGUGGGCUCGCAGGAAGUUGCCUCAUGGGUGUGCAGCCCCAGCCCUGCCCAGUGCGUGACAGGCACCACCUGUCUGUCUAGAGGGAGGUGGUGCCCUGUGGUGGGCACACGGGAGUCUCAAUAAACGGUGCUGUGACCC